AAAACACGCUUUCAGCUUUGAUGAACAACCUCGUCAUCUAAAUAAACCCCGUUGAAAACCUAACGACUCGAGAGCGGAAGAGUGAAGGUAGAUCGAUCGAACGAUAAACCCUACACAAAAUGGCUCAAUCAGCGAAGCCGAUCUCAAGCCCGGUGCCAGAUGCGUGGUACCCGACCUUGGCCGUUUUCAUGCUCGCGAUUGGGCUCGUCGUCACGGCUUCUUUCUUCAUCUAUGAAGCUACCUCCUCCAGGAAGAAUCGUAGCCUCGCAAAGGAGCUGAGCACCGGAGCUGUUGCUUCUGUCUUCUUGGGAUUUGGAUCUCUGUUCUUGCUACUCUCUUGCGGCGUCUAUGUUUGAGUCGAUAAUAUCAAAUAGGAAAUCGAGUUUUCUGAGCAGACGAUUGUCCAUUCAGAACAAACUGAGGUUAUUUUUCAUAUGUCGAAUGCAACUUUCAUUUAGUUUUUUGAUCCUCGAGUGAAUUGAUGCGUACGUACAUUUUUCUUAUAAUCGAAGACGUUAUCUUUA
Messenger RNA from Andrographis paniculata, 524 nucleotides. RefSeq lists its product as uncharacterized. Gene Ontology annotation, biological process: protein N-linked glycosylation. Lineage: Eukaryota; Viridiplantae; Streptophyta; Magnoliopsida; Lamiales; Acanthaceae. Gene Ontology annotation, cellular component: membrane-bounded organelle. The transcript is spliced from 4 exons. The record is from RefSeq and is a predicted model, not a curated record. Bases 120 to 356 code for a protein of 78 amino acids.